AAUAUUUUAAAAAUAUAUAAUCAAAAGUGCAGUCAAAUAAAAAUAACAUUGUCGUGAAAUAUAUAUAGGUUCUGUGCUCUAGUAUAUUAUUUAUUACAUUCUUUUUGCAUGAACGUGCCUGCAUAUUGAUCCAGAUUUUUAACGUAAGGUAAGUUUUGUUAAACAUAGAGUGCUAAAAGAAGGGGCUGUUUCAUCGAGGAGCUUAGAGUUGUUCUGCGGCCUGCCAGCAGAAAAAACUUAUUUUUGUGACUGAAAUAUGUCGGACGCUAUAGCUGCACCACUAAUACCCCAACUGCAAGAGAUGCAGCAACAGCAGCAACAUAAUGGCGUCAAUACUAAUGCUUCGAACCCUCAGCAAUGGUAUUCCAAUCCAUGGUAUGCUAAUCAACAAUAUCAGCAACAAUAUAGUCAAUAUUAUCAAUACUACAUGCGAUAUGGAUUACAACAACAACAACAGCAGUCUCAACAAAGCAAUAAUGCACCUCCUGGAUUUAGUAAUUCUGUAAUUCAACCUACUGAUAAAAGUUUGCCACCACUACCUUCUGGUCCUCCUCCUCCCCCGCCAAUGACCCCUGGUAACAAUCAGUUGCAAGGUAAUCAAAAGGGGUUUGGUGGAAUUCGAUUUAAUUUGAAUCAACAGAAGCGUUUAGCGAAUGCUCCCAAUCCGUUACAAAAUUCAAAUUCCCCGAUGAAUACUUUCCAAAAUAAUACGGCUAAUAAUGGUUUGAAUGCUACAGUCAUGAACAACGUAAUUGGCAGCGGUAAAAAAAAACGUAAACGUAAUAAGAAACAUAACGCGCUACAACAACAGCAGCAGGCUGCUUUCGAUGCUCAUUUUGAAAACCUGAAUACGAGCGCACAAAUGAACGGAAACUUCGUUAACACAUCUUUACCACCACCUACAAUUCCUCCUCCUAUAACUCCGGAUUUAACGAAACCGCCUCCUCCAAUUUUGCCGUAUAAUAAUUUCAAUGUCACUAGUGCUGUUGAGGUUAAUAAACAGGGCGAACAAAAAUCACUUAAUAACCAUGUCAGUUCUGUUGAGGCACCGAAGAAGAAAAUAAAUCUAUUUAAUAAUCCCAAUGAUGCUUGGCCAGAGUCUUUAAACAGUUAUGUAGCUCGUUGCUAUGCUAAAUGCGCUACCGAUUUGGAUAAGGACCAAGUUGAUAUAUGUUUGAAAGGAAAAAUUAUGGCAGCUGCUAAUCGUAAUGAGCUUUGGACUCGCGAUUGGGACAAUGAGCCAGUACCGAGUGUUCACAGUGAAAGAAAUAAUGUACAAAUGCAACUGUACAAUCAGAGAAAUAAGCAACAACAGUCACAGGAACAAAUACAAGACACCCAAAAUUAUAAACAGCAACAAAAUCAAAUUAUCCAGAAACAAUCAACACAACAAAAGAAUUUAAAAGGUAUAUCACGUAGUUUAAACGCUCGAUUAGGUCAACGGAACUCAUUUGUUGGCGCACAGAGGAUAUCAAGAGAUUCUAGGAGUCGCUCACGCUCUCCACAAUCAAAUAAAUAUCGCAAGCGAAGUACUCGUUCACGUUCAAGUAGUCCCGUAUCAAGUCCGCGCCGGAAAAUCUGUCGCAGUUCUAGUUCGGAAUCCUCUGAUAGACGGUCUUCCGAUAAUUUCAUUCCUUUUAAUCCUUCUAGUAAAAAGACACAAAAAGUUAAUAGCUCCAAAAGAAGCAAACAUGUUAAAAGCGCAAAUUCUUUAUCUAAAGUACCCUUUUAUUCGUCUUCUAUCGGUGGGGCGGUUGACGAUGACACUAUUCGUUUGCAACAGCGCGCAGCACGGUUCUCUCAAGGAUCAUUGUCAAAAAAAUCGGUUGUCUUAUUAGGAAAUUCUCCUUUCGGCGCUACGAAACAACAAAAGCAAAAAAAAUGCGUUAAUAGUUUGGGCGGGCGUAUGUAUACGGAUAUUGAAUCGGCGGGAGGUUUUGAGACUGGUUUAGAUUUAUUCGAUUUACAUAUAGUAGGUACAUGUAGGGACUUGGAAAAGUCAUUUCUUCGAUUAACAAAGGCGCCAUUACCGUCGGAAGUGCGGCCCAUUGAGGUGUUAAUGCAUUCGCUGCAAAACGUAAAACAAAAAUGGAGGGACAAUCAGGAUUAUUAUUAUGUAUGCGAUCAGCUUAAAUCUAUACGUCAAGAUCUGACAGUUCAAGGUAUUCGAGAUAAGUUCACAGUAGAGGUAUAUGAAACACAUGCACGUAUUGCAAUGGAAAAAGGUGAUCAUGAAGAGUUCAAUCAAUGUCAAACACAAUUAAAAAUGCUUUAUACGGAAGUAGGAGUUAGUGUGAAUUCAUUGGAAUUUACAGCAUAUCGCAUAUUGUACUAUAUAUUUACAAAAAAUACCUUGGACACAACUACUGUUCUACGCUCAAUAAAACAAUCCCAGCGUGAUAAUCCAGCUAUUGCUCAUGCCCUCGCCUUUCGGUCGGCUUGGGCACAGGGUAACUACUGCAAGUUGUUCCAACUUUACAAGGCCGCGCCUCUGAUGGCGGGACAUUUAAUUGAUUGGUUUAUUGAUAGAGAGCGCAAAGGUGCAUUACGCACAAUUAUAAAAGCUUACCGACCCUCUAUUGGCAUUGACUAUAUUUCGAAUUUACUAGCUUUUGGAAGUAAAGAAAAAUGUAAAGAGUGGCUAGAAACAUUCGGCAUGCCAGUGAUUGGUGCUGAAUGUGAUCGUAUUGAUUGCAAAGAAGCAGCAACAUUAAACAUCUAAUUAAAUAACUGUGAUGGUUAAUAAGGAAAUUAUACAAUAGAGUGAAAGCUUGAGCGUUGGUGGAUAUUACAGCAUUAUAUAGUGUAACUGCGAAAAAACGGUCUUUACGAUGAAACCAACCAUUUAUAGCUCAAACACCAAAAGAAAAAUUUUAUCAGCGAGCGAAACACCUCAUUGGGUUCACUUCAUGAGAUAUAGUAGCAUUUUAUACGCCAGGUGCUUUAUUGCAUACACGAUACAAACUUUUUUAAAUGUUUCAAAUUUACAUUGGUUAACGAGUAGUGGUAAUUAUUGUGGGGAUUACAAAUUAUUUAGAACUUGUAAGUGUAUUUCAAUAUAAAAAUUUACGUGCGGGUUUUCAACAUGCAUCAAAUUAAGUGAACAAAGCAAAAAAAAAAAAACUGGAAAUAACUUUAAAUACUUUUUCAGUGUGUUGGAAACGGUAAGCAAUUUUCGAUUGCUAACAAAGUUUUAAAAAACCAAUAACCACGUUUACAAGGUCCACGUAUCCACGGAAUGGGUAAAGUCAAUAAUAUACGAGGAAAAGUAAGGGAUUAAAUUUCCUCGUUCUCAAAAGUCUAAUCAAUUCCCGUUAGCGCCGUAACGCCGAAAACACAUUUGUGGACUAAUUUAUUAAUUUAAAUGGAAAAUUUAACAAUUCAAAACUGCGCUGAUUGGAUAAUCAUCCUAUAAAGUCGGAAGUAUAUAGUCAGCAACUUUUAGUUUCCGGCUAUGAUAUAUUAUAUACAUUUACCGAUAGUACUGUGGAUUCACGAUCUGUCGCAAUGAAAUUGUUAUUUACUUUAAAUUGAAAUAAUGUUUUUUAGUUAUGCCAUUGAAACGAGGCUUAAUAGUUAGGAUGUUAAGUUCUCGAUUCUGUACAUCAUUAGGUUUAUAAUUUUUUUUAUGCCUUGAUACAUGAUAUGAUUAUGCUAAUGAGAACAAGUCGUUUUGCUCCCUCAGCAAAUUUAUAAUACAAAACAAUUAUUCAAAAUUGGGUGCAAAUUUAAGGUUUCCCCAAAAUCUAUUAUGUAUAUAUCCAGAAGAUUAUUGUAAAUUUUACCAUAUUUUGUACGUUAAUUUUCCUAAUGUUUUCUGUCUCUUCUACAAUUAUCGGUGAUUUUAUGAACUUAUUUUAUUGCAAAAUUAAGUGCUUUCUAAGAUGAUGGAAUGUUGAAGCCACAGUUGGUUAAAGCUUGUGAUAUCUUCAACAUUAAAAAUUGGAUACUACAAAAGUUAAAACGCAAACUAUACAGUUGUCUACUCUUACGAUCUACAUAAUUAUAACACGGAAAUGUUUCUACACCCAAGAAUACACUCUACUUCGUCGCAUCAGACGCCACCAAAAUAUUCAAUGCAAAACAAGAAUGGAAAUUCGUCUGAACAGCACGGCCAUCAUGUUAUCUUCAAUAA
Bactrocera oleae (olive fruit fly) is the source of this 4135-nucleotide messenger RNA. RefSeq names its product leukocyte receptor cluster member 8 homolog. The record is from RefSeq and is a predicted model, not a curated record. Gene Ontology annotation, cellular component: nucleus. Lineage: Eukaryota; Metazoa; Arthropoda; Insecta; Diptera; Tephritidae.